AACCAACGCACUAACGUAUAGUCCUUAUUGCAGGUCUCUGCAGGAGGUGAGCCACGAAGUGAAGAACUGUGGACCAGGAGGAACACAGAAAAACAGUAGGAGGUCAGGAGAACAGGAGACCAGAGGAACAAAACUAGAACGACAGAACAGGAGAGAAAAAAACAUAAGGAGAACAGAAGAACCGGUUCUCAGAGAGGGAGACUGACAGAAGGAGAGAAUAAUCUCCGGGUGAAUCGAGGACCAGGAGAACAGGAGAACAGAACCGCCACCAUGAAGAACUGCUGGUCGCCCUGGUUCUACUACGACAACGUGAAGAGCGGCAGCAAAGCGUGCGCCGCCACCACCAUCUUCUUCAGCGUGUUCUCCAUCAUCUACAUCUGCUACUGCCUCGACGAAGGGGACUCCUCACAGUUCUUCCUGCCGCUGUUCGAGACCGACGUCGAUACCACCAUGAAGUCGGCGGGCGGCUUCAUGAUCUUCUUCUACCUACUGUACAUCAGCUUCUCCAUCCUCAUGAUCCGCGGAGUCGUGAAGGAUCACCGAGGCAUGAUUCUGCCGUGGCUCACCCAGAACCUCAUCUACAUCCUCAUGAUAAUUGCUUUCGCGCUGUGGCUCCAGUCGUCCUACUAUCAUUACCUGAUAUCGGUCUUGUGGACGCUGAUAUACUUGCUCUUCGCAGCUGCUCAUGUGUACAUGCACAGGUGCGUCAAGAGCCAGUACGACAUCAUCAAGAGCAUGCAAGCGCCCAACAUCGUGCAGUUGGUGUGAGUUCGCACGGACGGAUGGCGAUGUGACCAGCCGCAUGGAAGCUUGCCUCCGGGGCUCAGGUGGGCUACGCGGAGGAACUUCUGCAGGGGAACAGAGCAACACAAGAACAAGAGAACAGAUUCACCCGGCAAAGUCAUCGUCCUUGGUGGUUUCUUCCUGUCGGGAUUGUGCGUUGUUUUCGAAGUGUUUUCGCGGUGUAACUGUUUGUUGUUAGAGAGAGAGAGAGAGAGAGAGAGAGAGAGAGAGAGAGAGAGAGAGAGAGAGAGAGAGAGAGAGAGAUCGCACUUGUUAAAUCAAAUAAAGUGCUUAUGUUGUGAAGCGGCUGUUGUGAAACUUACAUUCCAGACGAAAAUAAGUGUAUAAUUAAAAGACACGAAAAGAGGAGAACUCAUUUUGUUUUUGAAAAUAAAUAAAGAAUAAGUAGAGCCCAAACACAAGUUGAGAUUAAAAAGGGGCCUGCGACAUCCGUGACAAGCACCAGGUAUUGCCGUCUUCAGGCGUCCCAGAAUAGCUUUAUUGAUGACCAGAUUACGCACAGCCUAAAGCGUCAUCUGGAGGAGGACAUGAUAACCUUACGAGAGUAAAUAGAAUCAUCGCAAAAUAGACAUUACAAACGAGAAGAAAAACGAAGCCGACCAAAUACAAGCCAGCUGAGUGUACGUCAACUUGCAACAACUCUUGCUUUCGGGAUACCAUUGUGCUGUGGUGGUGAUGUGGUUUUAAGGCGCUACACAUGCAAUACCAGGAAGGGUUGUGUCUCCAGGUGUACUGUUUAUUUUCUCUUCAGACAGCUUCAGUAGCAUGUCCCGUCCAAGCAAUUCUUUAUUAUUCGUCUCUUAUUCAUAUGCUUUUUGUCUUUGUCUUGAAUAUCUUCAAUAGAAUCUCAGGCUAAUUUUAACUUGUCGUCUUUCAGAAAAAAAAAUAUUCAUAAAUAACUGCUUACCCUGAAUGUCUACAAGUGAUACAAAACAGAUUCCGUCCUUAAGAAGUACGUCUGCAAAGCUCAGCCAAGAUGCCAAACGUCGAUAGCUCAACAAAUGUUUUUUGUUUUUCACUUUAAUAAUGCAUUUCGACAGUUCCUAGAAUGUUCCAGGUCGCCGUCUUGGUUCCCCGAAGACAUUCUACGGAACACUUCUCUGUUGGUAUUGUGCGACAGAAAGUGUAUUGUCCUAUUGUAUUUACGGCCAUUUGCUUAAACAAAGUGUGGCCUUCAUAAACAGGCUUCAUACACAUCGCUAUGUUUAGACACAGUUAUGAUUCCACAUUUGUGUAAUUAACUAAUAUGUUCUGUAUUAUCAGAACACAAGAUGACAUGCCAUAAUUAGUUUCAAAUAGAAACAAAUUGAAGAAUAUUAAUGAAUAAAUUUAACAUGUUUUAAAUGUUUGGUUGUUAUAUGAGAUAAACAUCAGGAAUGCAGCCGCAAAUAUAUAUCGAUACACCAUUUACUGUGGAAAUGCAUUUUAGUAUAAAUAUAUAUUGUGGAACACAGCAACUCAUUUGUAGGUCACAUAUAGGCUCACCAAUCUCAUUGUGUAAAGCACAUGUGGACACGAAAUUUGUGACGCCAGAAAUUCUGUUUAAGCAUACUGAAAACAAUGUGAUAUUCGUAAAUGUAUAAUGCCACAUAUCUUGUUCGAGCAUAUGGCCGGUUGAAUGGCACUGUAUAAUUUUAUAUUUAAGAUUCUAUUUGUAGUAUGUUAUUUUUAUAUAUAGAUUGAUAAUAACAAAUUCGACGUUAGAAUGAUAAAAUAUUACGUAUUUUAAUAUGUAGACAUUUUAUUCUUCCCUUGUCUAUAAGUGAUAUUCUUUUAUCAUACAUUUAAAGAAUGAAAUUAUAUAUGCUGUGAUUUGUAAGAGGAUUUUAGAAUUUACGACUACAAUUGGCCAAAGGCAUUAAACAGAAACUCACUUCUUUGAUACAUAUUGUUCAGUCCAAAAAGUUAAUUGAAUAGUAUUCUUAAAUAAUUCGUUAAUUGAAUAGUAUUCUUAAAUAAUUCGUAUUUCAAACCGAUAACGUUGAGCUUUAACCAGUAAUGAAGGGAUGUAAAGAAUUCCUGUUUUUUCAAUGUACUUAACGAGAUUUGAAAAGAUUAUCGCAUUUCUAAUAAAACUAAUUCAAUUUUUUGUCUCUCCUAUUGUGACUUCAUUUGUUUUCUAUACUUAACGUAUGCUUAGAUACGUACAAAUGGUCAACCAAUGAUGUUAAAAUGCCGUCCAAAGAUCUGUACACAAUUAUCUAGGAAAAAUAUAGUUUAAUACAUGACUAA
This is a messenger RNA of Penaeus indicus, 3036 nucleotides long. RefSeq lists its product as uncharacterized. NCBI's taxonomy places the organism in Eukaryota, Metazoa, Arthropoda, Malacostraca, Decapoda, Penaeidae. The record is from RefSeq and is a predicted model, not a curated record. The transcript has 4 exons. The coding region runs from base 271 to 768 and encodes 165 amino acids.